This is a messenger RNA of Vigna angularis (adzuki bean), 665 nucleotides long. RefSeq lists its product as uncharacterized. Gene Ontology annotation, cellular component: nucleus. The record is from RefSeq and is a predicted model, not a curated record. The coding region runs from base 141 to 500 and encodes 119 amino acids. NCBI's taxonomy places the organism in Eukaryota, Viridiplantae, Streptophyta, Magnoliopsida, Fabales, Fabaceae. The transcript is spliced from 3 exons. Gene Ontology annotation, molecular function: zinc ion binding; nucleic acid binding.
GUGUUAAGAAGAGAGAGAUUUGAUUUGAGGCGCCGUCGUUUCACUCUCCACCAUCAUCUUCAGAAGAAAAACCCUAACAACAAGUUGCAAGGGAAGUGGAAUCAGAGCUGUGAAACCCUAACUGUUGUGAAACGCUAAUAAUGGGAGGAAAAUGUCCGCACCGGAACGUGAAGAAAAGAAGAUAUUCUCACAAGACAGCACGCCGAACCAAAUUUGAGUUGAAAGGCGACGAUAUGGUUUACGCGCAGCUAAACAAACCCGAUGAAGAGAUAACCCCUUUACCCGUAGACGAAGAUUUGCCUGGGAUGGGACAGUACUAUUGCCCUCACUGCGAUCGGUACUUUUCCAAUAUAACUGUGAGGGAUGAACACUUUAAGACCAAACGACACAAGAAGCGUGUAAAAAUAAUGAUGGGUCCUGCACCACAUACUCAACUUGAUGCCGAAUUAGCUGCAGGGAUGGGUAUGCCAGACAAUGGACCAAAGCUGAUGUCUAUGUAACUUCGUUUUCGGUAGUGGGUAGAAAGAUUGUAACACUACAAAAGCAAUAUUAAAUUUUGAAUGCUAUAUUUUUCUUAUUAAUUCCUUUGUUUUGUCUAAUAGAUGAAAUGUUGGAAAACAACACUUUAGAGAGUUUGAAUUGUAGUUACUGGUGAUUUUGGAUAA